GUCUCUCGCUUCAUCUCACAACUUCGACGAGCAUGAUCCUACUAAAAUACUCGGAGGCUAGAGUUACACGUUGACAAGUCAGCCUUCGUGUCCACUAUUCUCGCACCUCAUAACGUCAUGCAUAUGAGCUUCUUCUUCUCUGGUGGUUCUAACAAAGAAGAGAGCUUUUGCUGGCGUCUUGAGAUCAACGAUCAGAUCCCAAGACGUGUGGACUCAAGCGGUUUCUUGGUGAAGACGCUUUGUUUAGACUCGGUGAAUUCGUUAACCCACGAGGUCGUUUCCUCCAUGGUAUUGGAAUUUUCUUUACUUGAUAGCCUCAAGAUUUGUGGUUGCAAGGGAUUGACUUCUCUCACUAUUGAUUCACCAACUAAGCUUCUUCACUUAUCAAUCUCGGGAUGCCCGAAGCUGAGAUAUCUCGAGAUCAGAUCAUUUAAGCUUAAAACUUUUCAUUACCAAGGAUCUCUACCUUUGAUCAAGAUUCAUGAACAUUUCAACUUGACCAAGGCGAUUUUCGACGUAACACAAGGUCCAAGUUAUUACAACAACGGUUUAGACAUCGGUCCUCUCUCGCUGAUCAUCAAGAAUUCUCAAUAUCUUACACUUUGCAGAUGGAUGUUCGAGGAAGUAAUCAAACCGUCCAUAUCAUCAUCUUGGAGAUCAUUCCAAUUCUACAAGUUACAAGAAUUGCGGUGGAUCGAUAACUCGAUGAACCAAGAAAACAUUAAUUCCAUGAUUUCUUUUCUCAAACUUUGCCCAUCAAUCGAGCGCCUCUUCAUUGAUAUCGAUUCAAAUACUUAUAGUUCAAACGAAGAAGUUAGUGUUGAUGCUGUCCAUGCAUGCGAGCAUGCAAGAGUACUAAGGGAUCUGAAACUGGUCAAAUUGGAAGGAUUCGAGAGUGAAGAUAAUAAAAAUCAACUGAUAUUGGCUCUACAACAGAUAGUCAGUAAUGAUCAGCUUCUGCUUGUACUGUCUUCGAUUUCUUGAGAUCGAUACUCUGACUUGGAAUGGAAACGACAAAAGAUUUAUGUCUAAAUAUACACGCAUGAACAUGCUUUAAUUAAUCUGCUGUCAUUUUAACGCGUGGAUUCCUAUUUCUUGCUGUACAAGAAACCCUCGUGUAAACUGAACUCAAAUUUGGCUUCGUCAAGUUCGCAGAUUUAAAGAUUUUUCACCAGUAUGUAUUAUUCUAAUGUAUUUACUAUGAUAUAUUAAUUAAAACAACAUCAAGUUGAUUUUCGCAA
Messenger RNA from Arabidopsis lyrata subsp. lyrata, 1241 nucleotides. Its product is annotated as F-box protein At2g39490. NCBI's taxonomy places the organism in Eukaryota, Viridiplantae, Streptophyta, Magnoliopsida, Brassicales, Brassicaceae. The record is from RefSeq and is a predicted model, not a curated record. The transcript is spliced from 3 exons. Bases 118 to 984 code for a protein of 288 amino acids.